Cladophialophora psammophila CBS 110553 is the source of this 855-nucleotide messenger RNA. RefSeq lists its product as uncharacterized. The transcript has a single exon. The record is from RefSeq and is a predicted model, not a curated record. Bases 1 to 855 code for a protein of 284 amino acids. Lineage: Eukaryota; Fungi; Ascomycota; Eurotiomycetes; Chaetothyriales; Herpotrichiellaceae.
AUGUCAUCCGACUCGUAUCUGCCCAUGCCCGCGCCCACCGUGCCCCAAAGGCCGUUAUCAUCCUACAAACUUAUCUCAUACGACAUCUACGGCACGCUCGUGGAUUGGGAAACCGCCAUUGUCAAGCUGCUUCAACCGCUAGUGGCGCGAAUCCCCUCAUCCUCCCCUCUCAGCCAGGAAUACCAAGACAGCACGACGCCCGGGUCGGAAGGACGGAUCCAGCUCGCUGCGAAGUUCAACGACGUCGAACAUGAGCUGGAAGCGAAGAAUCCGUCCCAAAGGUACGACGAGCUCCUAGAGGACAUAUACCUGCGCUUCGCGUCCGACUUGGGGGUCGACAUCACCGACUCCACGAGGCAGGAAGCGAGGAAGUUCGGCGAGAGCAUCGGCACCUGGCCACCCUUUCCGGACACCGUCGACGCCUGUCAGCGGCUGGUCAGGCACGGCUACAAACUGGUCCCGGUCUCCAACGUGGACCGGGCGAGCUUUUCACGCACCUGCGCCGGCCCGCUCAAGGGCGUGGAUUUCUUCCGCGUCUACACGGCUCAGGACAUCGGGUCGUACAAGCCGGACCUGCGGAACUUCGAAUAUCUCAUCAAGCACGCGAAGGAGGACGCCGGCGUGGAAAAGCACGAGAUAUUGCACGUCGCGCAGAGUAUUUUCCAUGAUCACAUCCCUGCUAAAAAGAUGGGGUUGGCCAGCGUGUGGAUCAAUCGCAAGGGAGCGGGCAUGGGUGGGAACGAGGCUAUCAGGGGCAUUCACGACCGAGGAGAGGUCGGGUAUGGAUGGAGGUUUGGCACGUUGGGCGAGUUGGCGGAUGAAGUUGAGAGGGAGAGAAGCGAGGAAGGGAAGUAA